Lycium ferocissimum is the source of this 2395-nucleotide messenger RNA. Its product is annotated as serine/threonine-protein kinase PBL34-like. NCBI's taxonomy places the organism in Eukaryota, Viridiplantae, Streptophyta, Magnoliopsida, Solanales, Solanaceae. The record is from RefSeq and is a predicted model, not a curated record. Bases 708 to 2168 code for a protein of 486 amino acids. The transcript is spliced from 6 exons. Gene Ontology annotation, biological process: protein phosphorylation. Gene Ontology annotation, molecular function: ATP binding; protein kinase activity.
UUUUUUUUCCUUUUUAACUUUUUCCUAUUGUGAGAAGCCAAGAACUGGUCAGCACUCAGCAUAUUUGAGUCUUUUGUUAGGAUUUCAAUAUCUUUUGAGGGAACAAACAUUUUUGGGGUUUGCACUUUUUUUUGUUAAGUGGGAUAUUUAUGUGAUUUCCAGCUUUGCUUUGCACAGUGUUUGGUGCUUGCUAACUUCUGUUUUUUUAUUAUUUGGAAGGUCAAGAAAAAAGCAUGUGAUCUGAAAUCAAAGUUUAGCUCUUUUUUUCAGUCUUUGAAUGUCAUAUUUACUUGAUUUUAUCAGUUGGGUCUGAGUUAUUUUUUUUUUCUUUUUUUGCUUUUCUUCUUCUUGGGGUUCUUGAAAAAGUUGGAUUUUUUAUUUUUUGGAAAUUUGUGUAUUUCCUUUUUUGGGUUAUUUAGGGAAGUGGGGUUUGAUUAUUUGUUUGAUUUAAGGGUUUUUGGGUGAUUUUAAGGUAUAGGUUAGUGUAAAGUUGACAUUUUUAGGGGUUGAGGAGGUGGAUGAGGUGAUUUAAGGAACUGGGGUUUUGGUUCUUUGUUUGAUUUUAGUGUUUUUUUGGUGAUUUUAAGAUACAGGUUAGAAAAAAGUUGACAUUUUUAGGGGUUGAUGAAGGUGGGUGGGAGGGUAAAGUUGGGUUCUUGGUGGGGUUUUCAUGAUAUUUGAGUUUGAUUUUAGGGAUAUUGCAAAAUAUGGGAUUAAGUGGUGAUGGUGUAGUAAAGGGGGAGUCUUGGGAUGUAGAGAAAUCAUCAAAGGGGAAGAAGAAGGAAAAGGAGAAGAAAGAAGUUGUUGCUGAUGAGGAGACUACUGGAUGUUGGACUAAGUUGUGGUUUAUUGGUAGCUGUAUUUCUUCGAGAUCUAAAGUUGAUAGUUCCAUCAGUGGUAUCAGUACUCACUGUGAAAGUAAAUCUACAAAUGACACAAGCAAAGACCAACCCGUUGCUCCAAUUAUCUCAUCUACAACUACUAGUAAUGCGGAAAGUAAUUCAUCCAUGUCCAAACUUGAAGAAGAACUAAAAGUUUCUUCUCGGCUUCGAAAGUUCGCAUUCAACGAUUUGAAAAUGGCAACAAGAAACUUCAGACCAGAGUCCCUUCUUGGUGAAGGGGGUUUUGGUUGUGUCUUCAAAGGGUGGAUCGAAGAGAAUGGGACAGCGCCUGUUAAACCAGGGACAGGGCUUACUGUUGCUGUGAAAACUCUAAAUCAUGAUGGACUUCAGGGUCAUAAAGAAUGGCUGGCUGAAGUGAAUUUCCUGGGUGAUCUUGUUCAUCCUAAUUUGGUGAAACUGAUUGGUUACUGCAUUGAAGAUGAUCAGAGGUUGUUAGUGUAUGAAUUUAUGCCUCGAGGAAGCUUGGAAAACCAUCUGUUCAGGAGAUCAAUGCCUCUUCCUUGGUCUAUCCGCAUGAAGAUAGCUCUGGGUGCUGCAAAAGGUCUUGCUUUUCUUCAUGAGGAAGCAGAGAGACUAGUAAUAUACCGUGAUUUCAAAACAUCGAACAUUCUACUAGAUGCGGAUUACAAUGCCAAACUUUCUGAUUUUGGCCUUGCCAAAGAUGGUCCCGAGGGUGACAAGACACAUGUUUCCACUCGUGUCAUGGGAACAUAUGGUUAUGCAGCUCCUGAGUAUGUGAUGACAGGACAUCUAACGUCAAAGAGCGACGUCUACAGUUUUGGUGUAGUUCUACUUGAAAUGAUAACAGGUAGGAGAUCGAUGGACAAGAAUCGACCAAAUGGUGAACACAACCUUGUUGAAUGGGCACGACCUCAUCUUGGUGAAAGAAGAAGGUUUUACAGAUUGGUAGAUCCUAGACUUGAAGGCCAUUUUUCUAUAAAAGGUGCUCAGAAAGCGGCACAGCUGGCUGCUCGCUGCCUUAGCCGUGAUCCCAAAGUUAGGCCUAUGAUGAGUGAAGUGGUUGAAGCUUUGAAGCCUUUACCAAAUCUUAAAGACAUGGCCAGCUCAUCUUACUAUUUUCAGACAAUGCAAGCAGACCGAGUUGGAUCGAGUCCAAGUACUAAAAAUGGAGUUAGAACACAAGGAUCGUUCGGGAGGAAUGGACAACAACAUCCUAGAAGUCUUUCAAUUCCAAAUGGUUCGCAUGCUUCUCCAUAUCAUCAUCAGUUUCCUCAGAACUCACCAAAACCAAACGGCAAAACUUAGUAUUAUUGGAUUGGCAGUUAUCUGUUUCUACCAUUCUUUUCUUUUUCUCUCGAGCUAUGAAUAUAUUUUGUUGGCCCCUUCCCAUUUGUCGUUGGAUGAACUGGCAAAACGGAAAGGAGUGCACAAUUUAAUUAAGUUGUGAUCUUUGAAAAUGCUGAACUCCCAGUUGAAAAGAAUGUAUUGUAAGCGGAGCUCAAGUUCAUGGAGUAAAUAUUUGUGUCCAUGUA